Oncorhynchus kisutch (coho salmon) is the source of this 2788-nucleotide messenger RNA. Its product is annotated as alpha-tectorin. Lineage: Eukaryota; Metazoa; Chordata; Actinopteri; Salmoniformes; Salmonidae. The transcript has 9 exons. Bases 177 to 1370 code for a protein of 397 amino acids. The record is from RefSeq and is a predicted model, not a curated record.
AGAGCUGUGUUUGGAGGACUGCACUGAGAGUGGGCACUACGUCUGAACCUGACAGCUACACUUUGGUGAAUAGGUUCGAAGAUUCACAGAUCUGUGGGAAAGGGCCAAGAAGACCGUAGUCUGAGGUUUGGAGUAUCUGACCAUAGAGAAGCCAGAGAACACGAGUCCCUUUGAAGAUGACACCUGCCAGUUUGGUGUUAGCCUGGCUCCUGCUCGCUGUGAGGACAGUCACCUCUGCUGUGUAUCUGGAGCCCGAGGAGGAGGGGUCAGGGGGACAGGAUUUUUUAAAUAUUGUCCCACUGACCCCUUCCUCUCUUCUAGAGCUCAAUGAAACUGUCCUCUGCACCAAUGACCAGAUGGAGGUGGUCAUUCCCAGUGCCUUCUUCCUCAAUAAAUUGCCACCCAUUUAUGUCUGGGAUUUGCACCUAAAUGACCCAGAGUGCCGUGGUGUUGAGAUUGAAGAUGACUAUGUCUUCAGUAUCAAGACUAAUCUCUCUGACUGUGGGACAAUCAUGGCAUCGGAUGAUACACACAUUAUGUUCAUUAACACUAUACGCAACAACGAUUUGGAUGUCAUCACAAGGAACUACAUAAACAUCACGUUUGUCUGCCGCUACCCAAUAAACUACAUGGUCCAGCAACCUAAUGGGGAAAACAUGAUCAGGGUGGAUGUCAAGAUGAUCACUCUGAACACAGAAGAUGGGAACUUCUCUGUGUCCAUGUUGCUAUAUAAAGACAAGGACUUUGAAGACAAGUGGACCACUGUUCCCUCACUGACACUGGAAGACAACAUCUACGUUAAAGUUUUCAUGAUACCGGCUCAUCUUUUGCUGCGUGUGGAGAGAUGCUGGGCUACCCCAACCAACGACCCGUAUAGCAACAUCCAGUACACCUUCAUUAAGGACAGCUGCCCCGUGUUGUCAAACGAACAGACGUUGACAGUGCUGAAGAAUGGACAGGGGCCAGAGGCUAUGUUCAGGAUACAAAUGUUCAAGUUCGUGGGCAGCUCUUACAAGGAUGUGUUUCUCCACUGCAAUGUUCAGAUCUGUCACAACACACCUGGGGUCUGUCAGCCUAACUGUUCUGUUGAGGAUAGCUCCAGGCGGAUGAGAAGAGAUGUUGCCAUGUCCCAUACAGUAUCUUAUGGACCAAUCAGGCGACGUCUGCCUGAGAGUGACCAACCCACUCUGAACUCUGGAGGUGUGCUUUCGGUGGAGACGUUUGUCCUGGGAGGACUGCUGGUGGUCCUACUGCUGAUCACUGGAGUGUUCGGGAGGCUGUGGCUGAGAACCAGACACUCUUACCCAGCACAGGAGGCUGCUCAGCUCACUCUGUCCAAUAUACACCACAUCUCAGAGGUAGCCUCCUAAGAUAGCCGAGCAGACCAGUAGUCCAAGCGAUGAGAACAGAUGUCAAACGGGGGAUUCAUACAUACAUCUACAAAGGCAGACACACAAGUGCAAGCAUGCACAGACAUGCAUGCAGUGGUGUAGUGGAGGGUGUCUGCAAGUAUAUGCCGUAUACACACUUAUUUUUCAGUGGGCAUUGUGUAUACUCACUUCUUAGUCCCCACAAUGUGUGUUGAAGUAGUAUAGGGGAGGUAUACGCCGUAUCAAUUAAUACGGCUGAUGGAACAGAUCAGAAUGUUUAGCUUAAAAUGUUGAUAGACUAUUAUUUCUUCAUAUUUUAGGUGCAGCAAUGUGCUCAAGGCUGUAGGAUAUACACUAAUGUUCCAAAAUGGAAUUUGCGGGAAGACUCUGUUCUAAAAUGCACACCGGGUUUAAUGGGCAGAGAUGGAAAUAUAAGUUAGACAUUUUUAAAGAUCUAAAGGUGCAACAACAAUCAUGGGUUGAUAAUAUGACUAGGAUAAUGCCUUUGGCUGCUAGACAAUGGAAGGAAGUUGAAAGAAAACCAAUAGUACAGGAGAAGUACAGGAGAAGUCUUUAUAAAAUAAUUGCCUCCACAUUUCUAUGAUUUCAAACAAUGAAGGAACACUACAAAUAUAGUGAUGCUAAUGAUAGGCCUAAACAUCUUCUGGUAGAUGGUAGUCUUUCCCAAAAACCUUCACAAUUAAAUGUUAACUAGCUACAAAGUAGCCUAUGCCUACCUGGCAGAAUGAUUGUAUGAUUAUUUGCAUUAAUCCAGUGGCCAUUUGUUUUCUCCAUCAUGUGCUACAGAAACACUGCUAACAAAGCAGCAGUGCUAGGUGCCUGUUCACUUGAAUUAAAGGAUAACUACACUCAAAAAUACAAAUGUCUUCGAUUUUUCCCAGACCUCAAAAAGGGUGUCUCUGGAUGUGGUUAAAGCAUUGUUAUGGUCUUAGAACAUCCAAUUGUGUUUUUCUAUUUUGAAAAAUGUACUUUGAGAGCUUAAACCCUUCUAUUAGCCUACUUGCACAGUACAGAUUGGGUUGGCCUGAUUGUGAAAGACCAAUAUGAGAUUUAUCAUAUUAGUCCAUUCAAAGUGUAUGUCACAAUUUCUCAUAGAAUUUUUCACACAUGGCGCCUUUCUUUCACCCUGUGUUGCCUUUUGGUAAAUUUCUGGCAAACUGAGUAUACCCACUUCUCCAGUCACCACUACACUCACUUCAUGCUUGCAUGUGCACCCACACAAAUUAAAAUGUUGGAUAAGGAAAGAGGAAACCAUGAAUUUAUUGUACUUUUGGGUGUAUAUAAAAUAUCAGUGUAGAAAUCAGGGAUUUUGAAGAUGUGGUAUAAAACUGAAAACAUCUGUAACAUAUGGGUUUUCAGUGUUUUUUGUAAAGAAAAAAAUAAAGGUAUUUCAAAGA